CACAAACUCUCUUUUUCCGCUACCACCACAAAGAGAAGAAAAAAAUGGUUCGCCUCCUAAAUUUUAUCAAUAUUAGCAGUAGUAACAAGACGCUCACUCUGCAGAGUAAAUCAGCUGAGGCCGAUGAAGUUGAUAUUAGAAUACCACAGAGGGAUACUGUGUUGGGAGGAAGCUCUAAUAAUUUGUCAGGCUCUUCACCUUCGGCUAGAUCGCCUUCAUUAAAAAAGCAAACUCCAACAACACCAAUUUUAACGGAAAGAGAAAUCGAGAAGGUUUUUGAUACAAUUAAAAUUAUAGAUGAUCCUGAUGAGAAGAGUCAAAGUAGUAAUAAGCCACCGAAAGAGAAAAAGUGUCUAGUGUCCUUUGGGGAAGCAAACAAAUUUGCUAAUAUUAACAUGAGAGGAAGUGUAGAGGAUGCUAUGCAAAUCUGUAAACAAAUAUUCAAUAUUGAUGAAUCAACAAGUGUUAGAUUGGAUGUCUAUGAUCCGAAAGUGGAGGUUUAUGUUGUUGCAGAGACUAUGAAUCAAAUCAAAUCAUGUAAAGAAAAGUUAUCUUCUAAACCUAUCAAAUUACGUUUAGAACUCAACAAACCACUCGUUAGUUUUGAAGAACAGAUGGGUUGGAUUGAGAUGAAAUUGUUGGGUUCUGGUGCAUUCGGAGAAGUUAAAAUGGUCUAUGAUAAGAUUCACUCCAAGACAAUGGCCGUUAAAAAGAUACACGUCUCUAAAGGACAAAAGGAAUACAAGGAAAAAAUUGAAAAGGAAAUUCAGGUAAUGCAAUCGUUGGAACAUCCAAAUAUUGUAAAAUGUUUUGGAUAUCAUGAAAAUGGAGAAUUUUUCUACAUUAUGAUGGAAUUAAUGCUUGGUGGAUCACUGAAAAGUGUAUUGAAACGUAUUGGAAAAGGUCUUACUGAAGAUUUAAUUCAAGAUUAUCUUAAACAAAUUAUAUCAGCUUUAGUAUAUAUACACGAGGAGAUACCUACACAUGUUUACCAUCGUGACUUGAAAUGUGACAAUUUCUUGUUAGCUGGUGGUUUAAUCAAACUUGCUGACUUUGGCGAAGCAAAGGUUAUACAGAAAGGACAAACAUUAUCACAAACUCGUAACUCUGUUGUGGGAACAUUAACAUUCUGUAGUCCAGAAAUGUUAAAGGGAGAUCCAUCCUAUAAACGAUCUCAUGCACCUGAUAUUUGGAGUUUGGGUAUGUGUAUUUUGGAAAUGAUUUUCGGAUACAAUAUUUGGGAACGAGAAUUUAGAAAGAGUAUUUUAUCAUCAACUGGACAUUCUGAAAAUUCAGAUUCUGAUCCAGAAGCACUUUACAGCGAAUAUAGAUUGACUGAUUUUAUUGUGAAGAAUUUAGAUACAUUACCAACAAAGGUCAUACCAGAAUUGCAAGUUUCAGAAGAAUUGAAAGAUCUUAUUACGAAUUGUCUCAAAGUUAAUCCAGCUGAUCGUCCAAAAGCAAGUGAAUUGCUCAAACAUAAAUUCUUCUCCCUUUCCAUUCCAAGAGGUACCCUCAAACAAGAAAUUCUGGAACAAUUCCACUUCUUUACAGAUGAAUGCGAGAAACUCCAACAAAAAGCCCUUCCAACUUACUUUUCCACUGUUUUCAAGCAAACAGCUAAAACAACCAAUGACCAAGAAGAAGAAUAUAGUGAAGACUAUUUUGAUUAAGAAUAUAUUAUGUACAUAAAAACUCUAUUAACUUUAUUCCUUGC
Molecule: messenger RNA, 1717 nt
Organism: Naegleria gruberi
Lineage: Eukaryota; Heterolobosea; Eutetramitea; Acrasida; Naegleriidae
Product: mitogen-activated protein kinase
Exons: 3
Coding region: 45-1673 (542 amino acids)
Biological process (GO): protein phosphorylation
Molecular function (GO): ATP binding; protein kinase activity
Source: RefSeq, a predicted model, not a curated record